UCAGCUGUUUCUUUUAACCCUGCCUAUCAGGGGAACGUCAGUGCUAUUCAAUAUAUAUAAAAAUAGAAGUUUAUCAACACGAUCAGUUGAGUAAAACAGCUCUUGGAGAACUAUACAUAUAUUUUAGCAUACAGCAUCAUACAGAGAUUUUGGAGAAAACAUCAAAAUGAGUUGUCAAUAUGGAGAUCUUAGGAGGGUUGACACUACUGGUGCCUCGUUUGAAACAGCAAGAGCUGAUGGGAAACAGGCUGGCGGAGUGGCUGCAUCUCACUCUAUGGCAGCAGAUGACCUGAAUGCUAUGAACAGGUACAAGUCUCUUAUAAUCAGUGUGGGGCAAGCCAAGGGAGUGGACCCAGCUGUUAUUGCUGGCAUCAUUUCACGAGAGUCCAGGGCUGGGAAAGGACUGGACAGUAAUGGCUGGGGAGACCACGGAAAUGCCUUUGGGCUCAUGCAGAUUGACAAACGCUGGCAUACACCACAGGGCGGACCAUUCAGUGAAACCCACAUCAGUCAAGCAACUCAGAUUCUUGUUGACAUAAUCAAUUUCGAGGUAAAGAAGAAAUUCUCUUCAUGGACAAAGGAGGAGCAGCUGAAAGCUGGAUUAGCAGGCUACAAUAUGGGGCUGAGUAGAGUCCACUCAUAUGAACGAGUGGAUGAGAGCACCACUGGGAAGGACUACUCCAAUGAUGUUAUUGCCAGAGCUCAAUGGUACAAGAGCAAUGGCUUUUAAGCAUAUAAGCGAGAUAUAGAAAUGUGUUUAAUGGACAUUUUCAUUACCGUAAUUCCCCGUUUAUUAGCUGCACCAUUCAUUUUAUAGCUUUGUGUGUAUACAAACCCGAGUAUUAACCGCACCCAUAAACCACAUUUGCCCAGAGAAAUAUGACCUGUAAAUACAUUCAGGGGCGUUGUUUCAGCAAAAGCCAAGGUAUGGCAAUGUGACCUGAUGUCAAUGACCUUCUAUGCAAUUGAAAACUGUUUUAAAAGACAUUUAGCUCUCUGUCACAUUCACAAUGCAUGUCAUGCGUAACUUAGAGAGAGACGUGAAAACGCCUUUCAUCGUAUCUGUUUUGUGCGUAUUUCAGCAUCAUGGACAAAGAGCGGAGGUCUAAUUAUCAUUAGUCAUUUGUUUAAACUUCACAGAAAAUAAAGAAAUGCAUUGAUAAUGAAUGCUAAUUUCUAGUACGUAAUCUCAUGGGGUGUUCAAAACAGCAAAAACAAAAAUACAUUUGGCACAAAAUAGACACAUUUGUUGUAGUUCAAAAGUAAUAAGGCCCGACCACGCAGACUGAUAUCAGUUUUCAAUUACAUGUUUGAAUUAAUUUGUUACAGGAAAAAACAACUACAUGAUCAUCAUUUGUUCAGGCUGUUGGGCUCUUAUCUAAACCAGCUGGGCAAAAUUCUUCCGUAACCAAUUACACACUGUUGAAAAUCAUGGAGGAAAGAUCAAUCUCACUCACUGACACUCAUUUUCACUGACGGGUAUGUUAUGAAUCAGUGGACUAUUUUCUUCUCAUAGAUGAAUAGGCCUGAAUGAGUGCAUAUUGUGCAUACAGGCGAAUGUAAUAGUAUAUACAUAAAAUGACCAUACAGUGCAAAACUUUCAUUUUCAGUAAAUGCUCCCUGAAGUCCAAGUAGCAUCUCAUAAAGGUCUAUCCUUUCUAAGCAGCACUGCACUCGCGGUCACACACUUCACAGGUCCAAAAGCAUUCGUUCCAUCUCUUGUUUAUCGCAAACUAGUAACCUCAGAUUUUUCUUCCCGCCUUGAAUUAUGUGGACAAGUUUAGCUACGUAGCGUAGUCACAAACACGUACAUGCAAACACUCCAAACGUUCAAUAUUUAUAGGCUACGUACAUUAUAUCAUCAUAUUGCAUGCACAUGUGAGGAAACGAUGAGCAUGAGAAAACGAUGAGCCCAUACAUUUUUGUAAUAAAUUUUAAAGGUAAUGCAAGUUAAAUUUGUUUCUUUUUAUUUUAUAAAACAAAAACAGCUGCCAUACCUUGCCAUACCCAUUUGAUGCCUAUGCAUAGGCUACAUUGUACAUUAAUAUUAAACAUCUGUCAUAGGGCACUAUCAAAAUGUAUUUGUUGAAGAAUAAAAUAUGUGUUUAAAAACCCUGUAACGCCAAUUGUAUCAUAUUAGCUACGAGUUUGAAAUUGUAAACUGUUUCAGAUGCCUCCUGAACG
This is a messenger RNA of Esox lucius (northern pike), 2184 nucleotides long. Its product is annotated as lysozyme G. Gene Ontology annotation, molecular function: lysozyme activity. Gene Ontology annotation, biological process: peptidoglycan catabolic process. The record is from RefSeq and is a predicted model, not a curated record. The transcript has 5 exons. Lineage: Eukaryota; Metazoa; Chordata; Actinopteri; Esociformes; Esocidae. Bases 167 to 730 code for a protein of 187 amino acids.